AUGGGUAAUUUGCCAGCAACUAGAGUUACUCCAAAUCUUCCUUUUCACGUAAGCGGUGUGGACUUUGCCGGACCCUUUUUUAUUACUGACCGUAAAGGUCGCGGUUGCAAAAUAACAAAAUGUUAUUUGAGUUUAUUUAUUUGUUUCGCUACAAAGGCCUUGCAUCUCGAAGUAGCAAGCGAUCUCACUACCGAUAUUUUUAUACUAUGUUUAAGACGUUUUAUAUCCCGAAGAGGAAAGCCUCUUAAAUUAUAUUGUGACAAUGGUAAAAAUUUUGUCGGUGCAAAUAAUGAAAUUACUAAUUUUUUCAAAUUUAACAGUGAAAGCAUAUCUGGUUUUGCAGCCGAUGAAGGCAUACAAUUUAAAUUUUCCCCUCCGUAUUCCCCGCAUUUUGGCGGACUCUGGGAGGCAGGUGUCAAGUCUGCUAAGUACCACGCAACUAGAAUAUUAGGCGACAAACAUCUUACGUUUGAGGAGUUGUCUACUUUAUUUGCGCAAAUUGAGGCAAUCCUUAAUUCCAGGCCAUUAACCCCUCUUUCCUCAGACCCCAAUGACCUCAAUCCUUUAACACCAGCGCACUUCUUGAUCGGCAGGCCGCUUACGUCACUACCAACGGAAAAUUUACUAGACAUUAAUUUAAAUAGACUCGAUAGGUACCGAUGUCUUGAAAAGCUGCGUCAACACUUCUGGGAACGCUGGCGAAAGGAAUAUUUAAGCGAAUUGCAACAACGGCACAAAUGGCAGGUUAACCAACAAGCAUUUAAGGAAGGGGAUUUGGCAAUUAUAAAAGAAGCUAAUUUACCACCGUUAAAAUGGCGUAUGGCGCGAAUACAUAAAUUAUAUCCUGGUUCUGAUGGAAUUGUACGAGUUGCAGAUGUAUACACGAAGAAUGGCAUUGUGCGUCGGGCUGUCCACAACCUGUGUCCCUUGACAAAUUCAUCCACAACAGGAGCACCUCAAAAUCCUGAAGACUUUGAGGGGGGGGGGAGGAUGUUAAAUCUUGAACGCGUCCAAGAGUGA
This is a messenger RNA of Parnassius mnemosyne (clouded apollo), 1020 nucleotides long. NCBI's taxonomy places the organism in Eukaryota, Metazoa, Arthropoda, Insecta, Lepidoptera, Papilionidae. The record is from the annotation of a GenBank genome assembly.